AUGCAUUAUCACGAGAAAGGAAGUAACAAUGUAAACGUUCAAAGAAGGUUUAUAUCAUUGCGACCAGAAGAAAGAAGAUACUUACCACUUACCACAGCUAGAGAUAAACCAGAGAACGAGCAUGCACCAAAGACAGUAGACCAGGAAAGACCAUAUCAGCAGCAGCAACAGCAGCAACAAAACCAGCACCAUAGAGAAACCAAAGAACGAACGCCACCAACAGAGACUACCAAGACAGUAGACCAGGAAACAUCAGAUUAUCAACAACAUCAACAACAACAACAGCAGCAAUACCAGCAGCAACAGCAACACCAGCAGCAACAGCAACACCAGCAGCAACAGCAAUACCAGCAGCGUAGAAAACCCGAAGAACGAGUGACACCAGAGACCAGACAAAGACUAACAAAGCAACUGCCAGAGAUGAAGGCCAAAGAAGCAGUUACCAGACAUAAUAAACCAUAG
Mucor velutinosus is the source of this 462-nucleotide messenger RNA. RefSeq lists its product as uncharacterized. The record is from RefSeq and is a predicted model, not a curated record. NCBI's taxonomy places the organism in Eukaryota, Fungi, Mucoromycota, Mucoromycetes, Mucorales, Mucoraceae. The coding region runs from base 1 to 462 and encodes 153 amino acids. The transcript is spliced from 2 exons.